AUGGACACAAGUGGCCACACAGGAGAUUCCUACUGUUUCAAUGGAGGGGGACCUGGCUGUUCCAGAGGUUUUGUAUCGUCAGACUCCACCAAGAAGCUCAAGGACGUCCUGGAGGAGUUCCAUGGGGACGGCGUCCUUGCCAGGUACAACCCAGAGCAGCCUAUCGACUAUGAGGGCUUUUAUCUCUUCAUGAAGACCUACCUGGAGGUGGACGUGCCUGAGGAGCUCUGCCAACAUCUCUUCAUGUCCUUCAAGCGCAAGAUAAGCCCAGCGUCCACCGAGGCCCAGCGCCAGAGCCCCGGUGUGUCACCACCCAACGCGCUGGGGAUCAAUGGGAAAACGCUUCUAAGCGCCUUGGGACGCCACACUCCUGAGGCCAAGAGCUCCCACGGCCAUGCAGUGGAGCCACAGCCAGCAUCCCUGACCCCAGCAUCAAUAGCCAAUGCCUCUCCCAGCUGGUCCAGGUCAUCCUCGCAGAAAUCCACCGCCGGCACCCUAUCUGCUCACAACUCCUCAGGGUCUUCCAAGAUCUCCUCCGGCUCGCUGCUCAGCCCUCAGUCACCAGGCUCAAAGAGCUUGGAGAAGAGGUUGCCCUUCAGCCUCCGGAAGAGCCACAACUCCCUGCGAGCUGCCGCUCCGCAUCCCCCGGCACCCCUGGCUCAGGUGGUCUACCUGAAGGACAUCGUCUGCUACCUCUCGCUGCUGGAGAGGGGACGGGCAGAAGACAAGCUGGAAUUUAUGUUUCGCCUUUAUGACACAGAUGGAAAUGGCCUCCUGGACAGCUCGGAGCUGGAUCGUAUCAUCAACCAGAUGGUGCAUGUGGCUGAGUACCUGGAGUGGGACUCCACAGAGCUGAAGCCGAUCUUGAAAGCCAUGAUGGAGGAGAUAGACUACGACCACGAUGGGAACGUGACGCUGGAGGAAUGGAUCCGGGGCGGCAUGACCACCAUCCCCUUGCUGGUCCUCUUGGGCAUGGAGACGAACGUGAAGGACGACGGGCAGCACGCCUGGAGGCUGAAGCACUUCAAGAAACCGGCCUACUGCAACUUCUGCCGCACCAUGCUGCUGGGCGUGCGCAAGCAGGGCCUCUGCUGCUCCUUCUGUAAAUACACUGUCCACGAGAGGUGCGUGUCCAAAGACAUCGCCUCGUGCAUCAGCACCUACGUGAAAUCCAAGAGAAACACAAAUGUGAUGCAGCACACCUGGAUCGAGGGCAAUUCCCCCGUCAAGUGUGACCGGUGCCACAAGAGCAUCAAGUGCUACCAGGGCAUCACCGGCCUGCACUGCGUCUGGUGCCAAAUCACUCUUCACAACAAAUGUGCCUCGCACGUGAAGCCCGAGUGCGACGGGGGCGCCUUGCGGGACCACAUCCUGCUGCCGUCCUACAUCUGCCCCGUGGUGCUGGACAGGCAGUCCCAUUCCAGGAAAUCGGAGAGCGACUCUCCCGCCAGCACCAGCCCCGAGGACAACAACCCCUUCAAGCUGAACGCGGGGGUGGCGGCGGACGGGCAAGGGCUGCAGAUCAGCGCCCGGCCCGGCACGCACCCCCUGCUCGUGUUCGUGAACCCCAAGAGCGGAGGAAGGCAGGGAGAGAGGGUCCUCCGGAAAUUCCACUACCUGCUCAACCCCCGGCAAGUGUACAACCUGGACCGUGGAGGGCCCGCUCCGGGGCUGAGUUUUUUCCGGGACACCCCCGAUUUCCGCAUCCUGGCUUGCGGAGGGGACGGCACCGUGGGCUGGAUCUUGGACUGUAUUGACAAGGCCAACCUGCUGAAGCACCCGCCGGUGGCCGUCCUGCCGCUGGGGACCGGCAACGACCUCGCCAGGUGCCUGCGCUGGGGAGGAGGUUAUGAGGGAGGCAACCUGAUGAAAGUGCUGAAGGACAUCGAGCACAGCACUGAAGUGAUGCUGGACCGCUGGCAGAUAGAUGUCAUCCCCAGUGACAAAGAGGCCCAAGGGGACCCUGUCCCGUACAGCAUCAUCAACAACUACUUCUCGAUAGGGGUGGACGCCUCCAUCGCCCACCGCUUCCACAUGAUGAGAGAAAAGCACCCAGAGAAGUUCAACAGCAGGAUGAAGAACAAGCUGUGGUACUUCGAAUUCGGCACGUCCGAGACCUUCGCGGCCACCUGCAAGAAGCUCCACGACUACGUUGAGGUGGAGUGUGACGGGACCCUGCUGGACCUGAGCAAUGCUUCCCUGGAGGGCAUCGCCGUCCUCAACAUCCCCAGCAUGUACGGAGGCUCCAACCUCUGGGGCGAAACCAAGAAGCAGCGCAGCUACAGCCGCCUGGGCAAGAAGGGCCCCGAGAAGCUGCCCUCGACGGUGGUCACCGACGCGAAGGAGCUCAAGCUCUGCGUGCAAGACCUCAGCGACCACCUCCUGGAGGUGGUGGGGCUGGAGGGCGCGAUGGAGAUGGGGCAGAUCUACACGGGACUCAAGAGCGCCGGCAAGAGGCUGGCCCAGUGCUCGUCAGUCACCAUCAGGACCUCCAAACUGCUGCCCAUGCAGGUGGACGGCGAGCCCUGGAUGCAGCCGUCUUGCACGGUCAAGAUUACGCACAAAAGCCAAGUGCCGAUGCUGCUGGGCCCUCCGCAGAAGAGCAGCUUCUUCUUCCUCAAGAGGAGGACCCGAAGCCGCGACUGA
Molecule: messenger RNA, 2646 nt
Organism: Tinamus guttatus (white-throated tinamou)
Lineage: Eukaryota; Metazoa; Chordata; Aves; Tinamiformes; Tinamidae
Source: RefSeq, a predicted model, not a curated record